Messenger RNA from Westerdykella ornata, 423 nucleotides. RefSeq lists its product as uncharacterized. The coding region runs from base 1 to 423 and encodes 140 amino acids. The record is from RefSeq and is a predicted model, not a curated record. The transcript is spliced from 2 exons. Lineage: Eukaryota; Fungi; Ascomycota; Dothideomycetes; Pleosporales; Sporormiaceae.
AUGCACAUACUUGCCACUGUCUUUCUCUUUUCCCAACUUUGGUUUCUCCGAGCUCUAGCCAUUGUGGCAGCAAACGAAGUUGUACCUGGUGAAGUUGUCUGUCGGUACAAUGCUACGACGGGUCCUGAAGUCAACUACUACACUUGCACGCUGCUGUCUCUCAAGUACCAGCUCACUGUGGAUAAGUUCUUUGAGCUGAAUCCCAGCGUAGACAGAGACUGUGAGGGAAUCAAACCAAACACGGAUUACUGCGUCAGAGGCUGGAUCCAGCAGCCUAUCUCCCAGGACGGUUUGUGCGGGCCGUUGCACGGCAAUACUACGUGCCUUGACACAGUCAAACCCUGUUGCAACUCGGAGACGUGGAAGUGCGGCGACACCUUGUAUGGAGCUCGCCCUGGAAGCUUUUAUAUUUCACUAACAUAG